Sungouiella intermedia is the source of this 948-nucleotide messenger RNA. The record is from the annotation of a GenBank genome assembly. NCBI's taxonomy places the organism in Eukaryota, Fungi, Ascomycota, Pichiomycetes, Serinales, Metschnikowiaceae.
AUGUCGGCGGCUAUCCAGAAUCGAACGUUCGAGUUCCAACAGUGUGUCGCGUCCUUCGACAAGAUCAACAAAAAGCAGAAUGUUCCACAGCGGCAAGUUAACGCGCCCGUCAAAAAGUCCAAAUUCAGCCACCAAGCCAGUAUCAUUGCCAAAGACAUAGCACACACCACAGAGUUGUUGCUGAAGCUAGCGUUGUUGGCUCGACGCAAACCGCUCUUUGAUGACCGGCCUGUGGAAAUCGGCGAGUUGACCUACGUGAUCAAACAGGAUAUCUUCAAGAUCGAGCAAAGUAUUCAGAACUUGCAGAAAUACGCUAAAGGCGACUCGUCCAUCCAGGUGGACUCACAAGUGACACAAUACCUGAAGAACGUAUUGAACUUGUUGAAUCUGAAAAUGAAGAAUGUGAGUGGCGAAUUCAAGAACGUGUUGGAGUUGAGACAAAAGAACGAGCUCUUGAACAAACUGAGAAAGGAGAAUUUCCUUCUGGCCACCAACAGACAGAACGCGCUGUCUCCACUCAAUGGCGAUAACGGCGCCUUGUCCAAUUUGGGCGAGAAUCCGUAUUUGCUUGCGGACAGCGCCACACCCGACUUUGAAAGUGCUAAUGGGGGUGGCCUUUUGUCGAUUCCAGAUCAGACCAGGCAAUUGCUUCUCAUGGAAGAGCAGAGCAGUGAGUAUUUACAGCAGAGAAAUUCGGCAGUUGAGACUAUCGAGGCUACCAUCAAUGAGGUGGGAAAUUUGUUCCAGCAGUUAGCCACCAUGGUUACUGAACAGGGAGAGACCAUUCAGAGAAUCGAUCAAAACGUCGAGGACAUUGAUAUGAACAUUAUGGGUGCCCAACGGGAGUUGCUUAAGUAUUAUGCACAUAUCCUGAACAAUCGGUGGUUCUUUUUGAAGAUUUUUGGAGUGUUGUUGUUCUUUUUCUUCCUCUGGGUUCUUGUUAGUUAG